Molecule: messenger RNA, 1567 nt
Organism: Megalobrama amblycephala (Wuchang bream)
Lineage: Eukaryota; Metazoa; Chordata; Actinopteri; Cypriniformes; Xenocyprididae
Gene: plpp5
Product: phospholipid phosphatase 5
Exons: 8
Coding region: 286-1179 (297 amino acids)
Biological process (GO): phospholipid metabolic process
Molecular function (GO): phosphatidate phosphatase activity
Source: RefSeq, a predicted model, not a curated record
UGAUCUAAGGCGGUCAUUAGUUGGUGAUGUGUAACAGACCAGCUGCUAGCUGGUCAUAGCAAUUCAGGUUGGUUUUUGUAACAUAACUAGUCAACCAGCUUGUAAUGACUAUCAAAUGAAGAUACCAUCUUAAACUGGAUGUUUUAACCAGGUUAGAGCUGUAGAAAAACUGUGCUGGUUUGUGAAACAUGCUAGUAUUUAAUUGCUGAUCCAAGGUGGUCAUCGGUUGGUGAUCAGUAAUAAACCAGCUGAUAUCUGGUCAUACUUCAGGUUGAUUUUUGGAACAUGGUAACUGGUCAACCAGCUUGUAAUGACCAUCAUAGACCAAUUAGAAUCCAGGUUUCAGGGGAAGGUGUCUUCAAUGACAAACCACGACCAAAGAUGAGGAAGAGUUUUGAUAAUGGCUUCAUUGCUGAAGUUAUUGUACGGCUGCUGCUUUUAGGUCUUUUUCUCAUGACUGAGGAGCUUCCUCCCUUCAGCCGUGAGAUCCAGCCUGAGGAACUCUGGCUCUAUAAGUUCCAUCCUGUCAAAAAGGACCGUGUUCCUACCCGCCUCAUGUUUUCUAUCGCCCUCUUCACUCCAUUGGUGGUUAUUUUUUUAUUUGCCUUGAAACAAGGUGGAAAGGCCGAUGUGAAAGAGGCAUCUUUGGCUGUGACUUUGACCCUGGUGUUAAAUGGAGUUUUCACUAAUGCAAUCAAGCUAGCCGUGGGAAGGCCACGGCCUGAUUUCUUCUACCGCUGUUUUCCGGAUGGCCAAAUGAACCCAGAGCUUCGCUGUAGCGGUGACCCGGAUGUAGUAAUGGAAGGCAGGAAGAGCUUUCCAAGUGGACACUCUUCCUUUGCGUUUGCUGGCCUGGGCUUCACUGCCCUGUACGUGGCUGGAAAGCUGCACUGUUUUAGCCCAGCAGGCCGAGGUAAAGCCUGGAGGUUGUGUGCCUUCCUCACCCCCCUCCUUUUUGCCAUUAUGAUCGCCCUCUCCAGAACAUGUGACUACAAACAUCACUGGCAAGAUGUGUUGGUGGGAUCUCUCCUCGGUUUGGCCUUCUCAUACUUAUGUUACCGACAGCAUUACCCAGCUCUCAACGACCUGGACUGCCACAGACCCCUCCGAAUGAGAGAGGCAGCGGCUCCGGCUCAGGAACGCAAGCAGGCCAACCCAGGCUACCUCUUACCUCUGUAGGAACUCAAAUUCUGCUACAACUUAACCAGACCAACAACCAUAUACUGAGUGAAUGUUUACCAAGCCAGUUGCUGCGAUUAUGUCUAUUUUUUUGUAUGUGUGCCACCUGUGGACCAACGAGUACUUCUCGCUUUUUGCCUUCCUAUACUGUUUUAGACAUUCACAAUAAGUGUAUUGUAGAGCUGUCUUUUUGAAAAUGUCUUUAAAAAUUUGUACCUUAUCAAGCUCUUUGAGGUUUAUAUGUGAAAUAUCCCAGUGAAAGAACUUAAUGUAUGUUAAAACAGCUUCUAGGUCAAUUUUACAACUUAGCAGACAUAUUUAUAGUGAUCUCCUGUAGAGACUGUAUGCAUACAGGAAAUCCUCAAUAAAGUUUGUGAUUUAUAAUGUA